ACUCCAGUCUUUAUCAUUCUCAUGCUUACUAACAAAAAUACUCAACCAUCAAUUGUUGACGGGGGACUGUCUGCCCUACACUGAAAUGAUGUGAGUGAGAUGGUCCUUUUUAGGUGUUGUUUUUGGUUGUUCCAUCUGAGGGUGCUGUUGACUUAGAACAUGGUCAAGAGAUUUGGCUUGGAAGGUUCUUUUAUUGUACACUCAACCAGUUCACGAAAAUGGCUUGAUCCUAUAGACAGUGAGUCACAUGGACUUGGCUUGUUAUAUAAAACAGGCAUUGAGGCCUUCAGUUACUGUUCGCUUGAACAUUAGAAAGGCAAAAGGACUGACCUAAGUGACUUUGAGGGUGAUCGUUGAUGCCAGGCGCGCCGGUUCCAGUAUCUCCGAAAUGGCUGGCCACAUGGGCCUUUCACGCACGACAGUGUCUAGGGUUUACCAAGAAUGGUGUGACAAACAAAUUAAAUCCAGUCAGCGGACGUCCUGUGGGUCGAAGGAGAAUGGCAAGAAUCGUGCACACUAACAGGCGGGCCACAAACAGGCAAAUAAUGGUGCAGUACAACAGUGGUGUGCAGAAUGGCAUCUCGGAAAUCACAACUUGUUGGUCUUUGUCACGGAUGGGUUAUUGCAGCAGACGACCACACCGGAAUCCACUCCUAUCACCUAAAAACAAAAAGAAGCAACUUCAGUGGGCACGUGAUCACCAACACUGGACAAUUAAGGGCUUUGGAGUUAUCCCCGCUCUUUCCAAAGCAACUGAUUCUGGGCCUGGAGAUCCGUGUCAAAGUGUCUGAUUAUGUCCAGGACCGUGUCCGCUCCCUGCGUGCAGCAGAGGCGGGCAGCUACCAGAACAUCGCAUGCUUACGGAGCAACGCCAUGAAGUACCUGCCCAACUUCUUCUCCAAGGGACAGCUCAGUAAGAUGUUCUUCCUGUUUCCUGACCCGCACUUCAAGAAGACCAAGCACAAGUGGAGGAUCAUCAGUCCCACUCUGUUGGCCGAGUACGCCUACACACUGAGAGUAGGGGGUUUGGUGUACACCAACACAGACGUGGAGGAGGUGCAUCUCUGGAUGGUAAAACACUUCAGUGAGCAUCUGCUGUUCACACGGGUCCCCGAUGCAGAACUGGUUGAUGAUGUCAUCAUCAGUCGCUUGGGAACAUGCACAGAGGAGGGGAAGAAGGUGCAGAGGAAUGGAGGGAAGAACUACCUGGCAGUUUUCCGGAGGGUAGAAGACCAAAACUGACACCCCAGUAUUAGACAUCUCAGAUGGUUAAACUGAACAUUUUGCCUUGCUGAUAGGAGUACCAGCUCUUCCCAUGCAAGGACAGAAAAAUGGAUGACCAAAAUCACUGCUAGCAAAGAUGGUCUAUUAUAAUGGCAAGAUAGUCAAGUGACCCCUCUAACAAUGAAAAUUACAUGUCCUCAAAGAUGGAAGGCAGGCCGGAGGAGGCGAGAUUAGGUGGGACCAUUCUAGGCAAUGAGAGAGCAGAUGUGUGUGUGAACAACAUGCCAUAGAGAUAGAAGACUCGUCUUUGUAUCUAUGCCACAAUAGCGUCUGUGACAGCUUGGGCAUCUCCAUCUUUAAAGUAGUCCAUUUUUAUCUUCUUCAAUGGCUGAUUGCUCUCAACUAAUAGGAAUCCCCACCCAGUUGACUACUUUAAAAUGGUGUAAGCCCUCAAUUGCAAUUUCCAUGCUAAAAAUGGUUAUAUCCAUGAUGAGUCCUCUAUCACGGACAACAGGCUGAAAUGUUGCCGAAAUGCCAUGUCCACUUGUAUCCGUUUAUUCGUAACAACCAAAACAAUUACGAAACUUCUAUUAGAUAAAAUAAGCCAUACGUAGCAAAUAAUCAAUAAAAAAAAGUGUUUACAGAAUUCAACACUCAUUGACCUUCAUACAAAGUUUCCUAACUUAGUGGGCUUAUUUUCAUGGCUGGGUUUUGGGCUGAAUAAAACCUCUCACUUUGCCUCUUCCUCUCUACUGCUAGGUUUUCUCCAGGGGUAAAACUGGGCUUGUUCAUCCCGAUUGGUGGACAGUAAUAUGAAUGUGUGGUCAUUGGUCAAGGGUUUAAAUGGCCAAACUGAAGCAUCCACCAUGACCUUUUGUGCCUGAGUUGAGAUUGUGAUUUUUUGACUUAUGCAAGAAGAUCAACACUUUAGCCAUUAUUUAUACUCAAAGCCUGUUGCUAAUUAGACUGUUCACAAAGGCGUGCUAAAUUGGAGAUUCAUCUGCAAUGAAGCUUUGUAUUGAUUCAUUAUACUUUCAUGACAGCAUGAAUAAAUAUUUAUUUUUCUCAUGCCA
Messenger RNA from Oncorhynchus tshawytscha (Chinook salmon), 2297 nucleotides. It is a transcript of the gene mettl1, whose product is annotated as methyltransferase 1, tRNA methylguanosine. The transcript is spliced from 5 exons. Gene Ontology annotation, biological process: RNA (guanine-N7)-methylation; tRNA methylation. Gene Ontology annotation, molecular function: tRNA (guanine(46)-N7)-methyltransferase activity. Bases 574 to 1242 code for a protein of 222 amino acids. The record is from RefSeq and is a predicted model, not a curated record. Lineage: Eukaryota; Metazoa; Chordata; Actinopteri; Salmoniformes; Salmonidae. Gene Ontology annotation, cellular component: tRNA methyltransferase complex.